Gossypium arboreum is the source of this 1302-nucleotide messenger RNA. RefSeq lists its product as uncharacterized. Bases 1 to 1302 code for a protein of 433 amino acids. The transcript is spliced from 3 exons. NCBI's taxonomy places the organism in Eukaryota, Viridiplantae, Streptophyta, Magnoliopsida, Malvales, Malvaceae. Gene Ontology annotation, molecular function: nucleic acid binding; zinc ion binding. The record is from RefSeq and is a predicted model, not a curated record.
AUGUCAGUGACAGAAUACGAGUGGGAAUUUGUUCGAUUAAGUAAGUAUGCUCGAGAGCGUGUGCCCACUGAGGCCAAGAUGUGCCACAAGUUUGAAGAUGGACUCAAUGAGGACAUGAAGGUAUUAGCAGGCAUCCUUGAACUUAAAGAAUUUGUUGUACUAGUCGAACGGGCAUGCAGGGCUGAAGAACUAAUGAAAGAAAAGAAGAAAGCCGAGUCAGAGGCUAGAGAUGUUAGAAAGAGAAUAAUGAGUAGAUCGGCUCCGACACAAUCCAAGAAAUCAAGAGGUGUACCUCCUCGUUCUUAUGCAUCGAUAGGAUGUUCCCAUAGAAACCGUAAGAAGCAAGGCUCAAGUUUUAGGACUCAAGCUACUUCUAUGGCUAGUGUAGAUGGUGCUAAGCCUCGUCAAUUUGAAUGCCAACACUGCGGGAAACGUCACCCGAGUCCCUGUAGGAGAAAUAAGGAGACGUGUUUUAGAUGUGGUUCUCUGGAUCAUUUUGUUAGGGAUUGCCCUGAGCUGGGCGAGAAACUUCGAACUGGGAGGCAGAGUGGUUCGGCUCUUAGAGGGAGGCCCUUGAAGAAUACCGGUAGUAGAGCUGGCAACAAGAAUACGACUCGAGAGAUUGUUGUGCGAUCUGAGGCUAGGACCCCGGUUAGAGCCUAUGCCAUACGUGCUCGAGAGGAAGCAUCUUCGCCAAAUGUGAUCACCGGUACAUUUUCUUUCUAUGACCAAGAUGUUAUUGCUUUAAUAGAUCCAGGCUCUACCCAUUCAUAUAUAUGCAUGACAUUGGCAUCUAGCAUGAAUUUACUUGUGGAUUCUACAGAAUUUGUGAUUAGAGUAUCAAAUCCGUUAGGCAAGUAUGUCUUAGUAAAUAAGAUAUACAAGAAAUGUGCUUUGAUGAUUAGAGUGGACUGUAGACGAAAAGUUAUUGAAUUAAGACAUGGAAGCAGUAAGAUCCUUCGGGUAGAGUCCAAUGAGUCUAGUGGGUCACCGAUUGAAUCUGAGUUGAAGGUUGAAUCAAUACCUAUAGUACAUGAUUUCGCAGACGUGUUUCUGGAGGAAUUGCCAUGUUUGCCCCCAGUUGGAGAGGUUGAAUUCGGCAUUGAGUUGAUGCUAGAGACUGCACCUAUUUCGAUUUCUCCAUAUCGAAUGCCUCCAACGGAACUGAAAGAGUUAAAGUCACAACUACAAGAACUAGUUGACAAGGGAUUUGUAAGACCAAGCUUUCCACUAUGGGGUGCUGCCAUGUUGUUUGUGAAGAAGAAUGAUGGUUCCAUGAGAUUAUCGAUUACCGACAAUUAA